This is a messenger RNA of Serendipita indica DSM 11827, 1824 nucleotides long. NCBI's taxonomy places the organism in Eukaryota, Fungi, Basidiomycota, Agaricomycetes, Sebacinales, Serendipitaceae. The record is from the annotation of a GenBank genome assembly.
AUGUCUGGCCCGAGCUCGAGCCCCCCGCAGCACGAUGGGAUCGUUUCUAGCGUGCAAAAUUUUGUGUCUGAGCACAAGAAACUCGUAAUAGGUGUUGCUGCAGCCGCUGUAGCGACCGCCGUAGCUGUCGUGCUCUACACCAACAGCGCGUCGCUGUCAGCGGACGACUUGGAACGCGGCGACGAAAAGAGACAUGCAAAAAAGAAAAAGUCCAAGACGGCAAAGGGAAAGAAAAGCAGUCCGACCAAAACCACGUUCGAUCCCAACGGACCCAUUUUGGAAGAAGUCCCUAAAGAGGACGUUCCAACUUCACCCCCUAAUGGUGUAGACCCGGAGAUUAGUGGACUCUCUGCAGAGGCGCGUGAACGGACAAAACGUGCAACUGCGCUCAAAACCAAGGGAAAUACGGCUUACCAGCAACGUCAGUUUGCAAAAGCAGCGCAGUUGUACACGCAGGCAAUCGAGAUGGCGGUGGUGCCAGAAGCGGUGUUUUAUUCAAACCGAGCGGCGUGUUAUGUUAAUUAUUCACCUCCCCAACACGAGCGAGUCGUUGCGGAUUGCGACGAGGCGUUAAAACUCGACCCAACGUAUAUCAAGGCACUUAACAGGCGUGCUACAGCUCUUGAAGCUCUUGGAAGACUGGAGGAGGCAGUCCGCGAUUUCGUCGCUUCUUCCUUCCUAGAUGGCAUGAGCAACUCCAACACUGCAGAAGCAGUAGAUAGGACACUGCGAAGGCUCUCUGAUGAAAAGGCGGUCCAGACUCUUGCCUCGCGCGAACCCCGUCUGCCCGCAGACUCACUAAUUGCUGCUUAUUUCUCUUCUUAUCGACCACGGCCGCUUCCAAUAUUGCCUGAUGAACCAACAAUUGCGGACAAGCAACUCCUCCUGGCGUCUGAGGCUCUCCUAGCAAAGGAUUACAAACAUGCCAUGGUCCUCGUCAACGAGAGCCUUGUACCACUCGAACCUGGACAAGGACUUUCGACCCCAGUUCUCGAGGCAGAGGCCCUCACCCUGAGCGGCUCAUUCCGAUAUCUCAUGCAAGAUCCUGUUGGUGCCAAGGAGCAAUUUACCAAAGCACUUGAGCUCAACCCCAAGUCUAUUCACACCUGGCUCAAGAUGGCGAAUAUUCACCUGGAUCAGAACAACCUUGAAGAGUCGAUGCUUUGUUUCGAAAAGGCACUCGAACAUAAUUCUAAGGACCCAGAUAUCUAUUAUCAUCGUGGUCAAAUCUAUUUCGUAAUGAACGAAUUCGUCAAAGCCGCAGAAGACUACGCUACCUCGACAGAGCUCGACAAGACAUUUGUCUUUAGCCAUAUCCAACUCGCAGUAGCUCAUUACAAGAGCGGGAGCAUCCAAAAGAGCAUGGCCGAAUUUAGGCGCAUCAUGAAGGAGUUCCCCAAACACAGUGAACCUCCGAACUACUAUGGCGAGGUACUUCUUGAUCAGGAGCGCUACUCGGACGCCAUCGAGAAGUUUGAGAAGGCGAUUGAGCUUGAAAAGAGCAAGGGCCCACCGAUGAAUGUGCUCCCACUGGUGAACAAGAGUCUGGCGCUCUUCCAAUGGAAAAAGGAUGGGGCUACAGCAGAGAAGUUCUGCCUUGAGGCUCUCGAAAUUGAUCCCCUUUGCGAGGCGGCAUUCGCCACUCUCGGUCAAAUUUACUUGGCUCAGCAGCAAUUCGACAAGGCCCUCACCAAGUUCCGAGAGCUCACGCAAAUAUCGUCUAACGCACCUCAACUGUCCCUCACGUUUUAUCAUAUCUACUCUACUGAAGCUCAGGUCCAGUUUAUCAAGAACUACCCGAAUAUGGCAUCACGAUUCACAUGA